Messenger RNA from Penicillium argentinense, 255 nucleotides. RefSeq lists its product as uncharacterized. The transcript has a single exon. The record is from RefSeq and is a predicted model, not a curated record. Lineage: Eukaryota; Fungi; Ascomycota; Eurotiomycetes; Eurotiales; Aspergillaceae. The coding region runs from base 1 to 255 and encodes 84 amino acids.
AUGCGCGAUACUCCUUCGAAGUUCAUCGAGAUCCUCGAUCCCAAGGACUCGCACUUGCGCAUGUCCGACUCGGACGUUCGGCUCGAGGAUGUCCUCGCCGAUCACGAGGCCACCAUCAGCAGUCGCCCGCGUUCCUCCACGCAGUCCUCUAAGCCCAUGGACAAAGCACAACUGGGUCGAGUCAACUCGACCUCGCCGACACAGCGGUGGAAGAGAUUCAGCAACAUGCUCGCACAACCGCGACGCAACUCUUAA